GGAAAUGAUCACAGGCAGCUCUUCAUACCAGCCAUACAAUUUUUUUCCCACAUCGGAUUGUAAGAUCUUCGGUCCCUUAUUAUUUUCCAUGCUGUAACGGCGCAGGAUGGACGCGGUGCGGCGGUGUCUGUUACCUGGGCUCCUCCCGAUUCUCUACAUUCAGGUCGUGCUUGGUAACGGCUGCGCCGAAUCCCGGAGAGGCUGCUGCGUCCUGUGUAACCCCGGUUAUUUACUGUCUAAACCGUGUGGAACGUGUAUUUCGUGUCCUGUCACAGGCUACACAGACAAGCCGAAUGAUAAGCCGUUCUGUCAGCACUGCCGCCGCUGUGAAGGAAUAUUCCUCUAUGUAGAGAGGUGCACACCCACGAGGAACGCCGCGUGUACAUGUCGGUCGGGGAUGAAGUGCGCAGACGAAAAGUGUUCACAGUGCGAAAGUGACCGCUGUACUGCUGGGGAGCAACUGGUGGAAGAAAAAUGUACGACGUGCCCCCCGGGGACCUUCAACACCGGAGCCGAACACGUCUGUAAACCAUGGACAGACUGCUCGGCCCUUGGAGGAAUCAUCAUCAGUAAUGGCAGCCGGACGUCAGACGUGGUCUGUGGUGGACGCCUCGCCAUGGUCACACGGUCACCGAGACCACCCACCACCACCGCCACCACAGAGGUCAGACUGGAGGUGGCGCCUGUGGACCGUAACCUGCACGUUGUCUACAUCGUGGUCUCCGCCGCCGCCCUCCUGGCGCUCCUGGUCAUUUGCGUUUUGUGCCGCCAAGAACUGACGACAAAAGUCAAACAGGUUUUCCAGACAAUCAAACAGACGGAAGAGGAAGAAAGCUGCGACUGCCACUCCCCGGUGCAGGAAGGCGGCGGAGAGGACGAGCCCAUGACCCUGCAGGCCUGACACAUCUUCUGUGGAUCCAGAUUCUUCC
Molecule: messenger RNA, 929 nt
Organism: Hyla sarda
Lineage: Eukaryota; Metazoa; Chordata; Amphibia; Anura; Hylidae
Product: tumor necrosis factor receptor superfamily member 9-like
Exons: 8
Coding region: 107-901 (264 amino acids)
Biological process (GO): regulation of cell population proliferation
Cellular component (GO): external side of plasma membrane
Molecular function (GO): cytokine binding; signaling receptor activity
Source: RefSeq, a predicted model, not a curated record